This is a messenger RNA of Salmo salar (Atlantic salmon), 9056 nucleotides long. The record is from RefSeq and is a predicted model, not a curated record. Lineage: Eukaryota; Metazoa; Chordata; Actinopteri; Salmoniformes; Salmonidae.
GUGCCCUCCAGAUAGAGUUGAGUGAGGAACAGGACCAGGGGAAAUAUGAAUGUGUUGCAACCAACAGCGACGGAACACGCUAUUCCACCCCCGCUAACCUAUACGUCAGAGAGCUCAGAGAAGUGCGCAGGGUUCCCCCCAGGUUCUCCGUCCCCCCAGCAGACAGUGAGAUAAUACCAGGAGGUGGAAUCAACAUCACGUGUGUGGCUGUGGGCUCCCCCAUGCCUUACGUCAAGUGGAUGUUAGGAACAGAGGAUCUCACCCCAGAGGACGACAUGCCUAUUGGACGGAACGUCUUAGAGCUGGGAGACAUACGCCAGUCUAACAACUACACCUGUGUUGCCAUGUCCACUCUGGGAGUGAUAGAGGCCAUGGCACAGAUCACCGUGAAAGCCCUGCCCAAGACCCCAGGUAACCCAGUGGUAACAGAGAGAACUGCCACCAGCAUCACUCUGACCUGGGACUCAGGUAACCCUGAACCUGUGUCCUACUACAUCAUCCAGCACCGUCCUAAAGGUUCAGAAGACAUCUAUAAGGAGAUAGACAGUAUAACAACUACCCGCUACAGUGUAGGAGGUCUCAGCCCGUACUCUCACUAUGACUUCCGGGUGGCGGCGGUCAACACCAUCGGUAGAGGUCCAGCCAGCGACUCUGUAGAGGCCAGAACAGCAGAACAGGCUCCGUCGUCACCACCACGACUGGUCAGAGGUCGUAUGCUGAGUACCACCACAGCUAUAAUACACUGGGAUGGACCUGAGGAGGCUAACGGGCAGGUGGUGGGAUACAGAGUCUACUAUACAGACGACAACACACUGCAAGUCAACCAGUGGGAGAAGCUGAUGGUUCGUGGUGUGAACUUCAUCACCAUCCAGAGUCUGACCCCUAAUAAGACCUAUUACAUCAGAGUCCUGGCCUUUACCUCUGUAGGAGACGGACCUCUCUCCCAGGACCUGCAGAUCAUAGCCAAGACUGGAGUUCCGUCCCAGCCGUCAGACUUCAAAGGAGAGGUCAAGUCAGAGACCAGUAUAUUGCUGUCAUGGGUAGCUCCUCCACAGACUGGGCCUGAAAACAUGAUCACUGGAUAUGAACUGGUCUACAGGAGGUCUGGUGACAACGAAGAGAAGAAGCUGAAUUUUGACCCUACCUCCUCCUACCUUAUAAAGAAUUUGAAGCCGUUCUCCUCCUACACCUUCCAGCUGGCAGCACGUAGCAAACACGGCAUCGGAGCGUAUACCAACGAGGUUACCACAGAUACACCACAGACACAACCCUCAGCCCCUCCCCAGGAGGUCACGUGCUCCAGCCCCAGCUCCACCAGCAUCCUGGUAAGUUGGGUUCCGCCCCUGGCGGAAUUCCAGAACGGAAACAUAACCGGAUAUUCCAUCCAGUAUUCUGUCACGGAAGGGGACAACAGGACUUCCCAGCAAGUCAGCCGAAUUCCACCGGAAAGCUCUUCGUACCUUCUGGAAAACCUGGAGAAAUGGACAGAGUAUGGAAUCACGGUCAGAGCCCUAACGGAAGCCGGAGAAGGACCAGAGAGUCUACAACUACUAGUACGCACCGAUGAAGAUGUUCCCAGUGGUCCUCCGCGUGACGUGGUGACGCAGGCGGUGAACUCGUCAGCAGUCAGGGUGGUGUGGCGGGCACCGGCCGUGGAGCAGCAACAUGGUCAGGUCAGAGGUUACCAGGUCCACUACGUCAAGAUGAACUAUGGAGAACCCACUGGACCCAACCUCAUCAAGGAUAUACUCAUAGACGACUCACAGUGGGAAUACAAUGAAUCAGCAGAAUAUGAGGUGGUUCUAGGGGAACUCCAGGCUGAUACUGCCUACUCUGUGUCUGUGGGGGCAUACACCGCCAAGGGAGACGGGGCACGGAGCAAAUCCCAAACUCUCUGCACUACCCUCCCACUCCCAGAAUGCCCCAGGCUCUCAGUAAGUCCCACCCCCACGGGCACGGCCCAGCUCCAGUGGCUGCCUCCACCCAACCCCCCUACACCUCUCCUGGGGUACCGUCUAACCUUCGGACGCCUGGAUGUCCUCCCCCUCACCGUGGUAGAAUUCCCCGCCAAGGAAAAGUCCUUCACUGCGCAGGAUAUCCACAAGGGGGCGUCGUACGUGUUCCGACUCUCCGCCCGGAAUAAGAUUGGAUACGGAGAGGAGGUAGUGAUCGAGGUGACCACUCCGGAAGACGUUCCUGGAGGAUACCCAGAAAAUAUCCUCUCUAAAGGCGCGUCGGCGUCUUCCAUACAGCUAGUUUGGAAGUCUGUCCCGCUUAUCGAACAAAACGGGAAGAUUGUGAAGUACUCGGUGCAGUACCGGGAUGUUAACGGUAGAGGUGGGAAUGCUACCGGGGAGGCGGUGGUGACGGUACCGGAAUCUAGCGUGACGUUGGAAGGGCUGAGCGCUGACACUGUGUAUGAUGUCAGAGUGUGUGCGUUCACGGCGGUAGGGGCGGGGCCGUAUAGUCCCGGCGUCCAGUUUAGGACGCAACCGCUGGAUGUGGAAGUGUUUGCUACUAACUUCAGAGUGAAGGCUGCCAUGAAGAACUCAGUCCUGCUGACCUGGGAGAUACGAGACAAAACACCCUCCCAGCCUUUUACGAUCCUGUAUGAUAAGGGUCAGAGUGUUGAGGUGGAUGGUAAACAGAACCAAAAGCUGAUAACAGGUCUGCAGCCGGAAACACAGUACUCCUUCCUGUUGACUAACCGUGGCAACAGUGCCGGAGGUCUACAGCACCGCGUAACCGUGACGACCGCCCCGGACGUGCUGCGCUCCAAACCCACGCUGGUGGGGAAGACCAACGCAGACGGGAUGGUGACGGUUCAACUACCGCCUGCACAGACCACCACUACUGUCAGGGGCUACUAUGUGGUGGUGGUUCCUCUGAAGAAACAGAGAGGAGGGAAGUUCUUGACGCCUGGUGACAACCCUGAUCAGAUGAACCUAGAUGAGCUCCUGAAAGAGAUCAACAGGACCAGUGUGAGCCAGGCGCUGCGUGUCCGUCGCCAGGUCCCGGCCAGCCAAUCAGAUCCCAGGGCCUAUGUUUCUGCCCACUUUAAGACCCUCCCCCAGGAGUUCACCCUCGGUGAUGGGAGGAGCUAUGGGGAGUUCCGGAACCGCCCCCUGCAAAACGGACAGGAAUAUGUGUUCUUCGUGCUGGCGCUGCUAGACCUGUCUAAUAAUACAAUGUAUUCAACCAGCCCCUACUCUGACCCCGUGACCUCCAAUGACGUGGACCCUCAACCAAUUGUAGACGAGGAGGAGGGGCUUCUGUGGGUGGUGGGGCCGGUAAUGGCUGUCAUCUUCAUCGUCUGCAUCGUCAUCGCCAUCCUGCUCUUCAAGAGUAAACCAGACAGGAAAAGAGCUGAGGCGGAGGGAAGGAAGGCUAGUUUCCCCUGCAGCAAGGCCAUGUCCUCUCACCAUCCUACAGAUCCUGUAGAGCUACGCAGAAUCAACUUCCAGACCCCAGGAAGUUACCGUGUGUCAGCUUUCCGCGGCUACAGACGAUUGUCAAGCAUGGCUAGUCACCCACCUGUCCCCAUCUCUGAGCUCGCUGAUCAUCUAGAAGGCCUGAAAGCCAACGACAACCUGAAGUUCUCUCAGGAGUAUGAGUCCAUUGACCCCGGACAGCAGUUCACCUGGGAGCAGUCUAACCUAGAGGUCAACAAGCCAAAGAACCGCUAUGCGAACGUGAUUGCCUACGACCACUCCAGGGUUCUACUGUCCAGCAUCGAGGGUAUCCCAGGCAGUGACUACAUCAAUGCUAACUACAUUGAUGGCUACCGUCGUCAGAACGCCUACAUCGCGACGCAGGGCUCUCUCCCCGAGACCUUCUGUGACUUCUGGAGACUGGUUUGGGAACAGCACACGGCCAACAUCAUAAUGAUGACCAAGCUAGAGGAGAAGUCCCGGGUAAAAUGUGAUCAGUACUGGCCUACCAGAGGAACAGAGACAUAUGGGCUGAUACAGGUUACUCUGCUGGACACUGUAGAGCUGGCUACAUACUCUGUUAGGACCUUCGCUCUCUACAAGAGUGGCUCCAAUGAGAAGCGUGAGAUUCGUCAGUUCCAGUUUACAGCCUGGCCGGACCACGGGGUCCCCGAACACCCCACCCCCUUCCUGGCCUUCCUACGCCGGGUCAAGGCCUGCAGCCCUCCAGACGCAGGACCCAUGGUCGUUCACUGCAGUGCUGGAGUGGGCCGGACUGGUUGUUUCAUCGUGAUUGACGCCAUGGUGGAGCGAAUCAAACACGAGAAGACAGUUGACAUCUACGGUCACGUGACCCUCAUGAGGUCCCAGCGGAACUACAUGGUGCAGACGGAGGAUCAGUACGCCUUUAUUCACGAUGCGCUGCUGGAAGCCGUCACCUGCGGCAACACUGAGGUUCCGGCGCGAAACCUUCACGCCUACAUCCAGAGGCUGACCCAGAUAGAACCAGCGGAGAACGUCACGGGCACAGAACUGGAGUUCAAGCGGUUGGCCAGUGCGAAGGCCCACACCUCCAGGUUUGUGAGUGCCAACCUGCCGUGUAACAAGUUCAAGAACCGUCUGGUGAACAUCAUGCCCUAUGAGUCCACCAGGGUCUGUCUGCAGCCAAUCAGAGGAGUGGAGGGGUCAGACUACAUCAACGGCAGCUUCAUAGACGGAUACAGGCAGCAGAGGGCUUAUAUAGCCACCCAGGGCCCGCUGGCUGAGACUACUGAGGACUACUGGAGAAUGUUGUGGGAACACAACUCUACCAUAGUGGUCAUGUUGACUAAACUGAGGGAGAUGGGAAGGGAGAAGUGCCAUCAGUACUGGCCAGCAGAGCGCUCAGCCAGGUACCAGUACUUUGUAGUGGACCCCAUGGCUGAGUACAACAUGCCCCAGUACAUCCUACGAGAGUUCAAAGUCACCGAUGCCAGGGACGGCCAGUCUCGGACGGUUCGUCAGUUCCAGUUCACUGAUUGGCCGGAGCAAGGAGUGCCAAAGUCAGGGGAGGGGUUCAUUGAUUUCAUUGGCCAGGUGCACAAAACUAAAGAGCAGUUUGGCCAGGACGGACCAAUCACGGUGCACUGUAGUGCUGGUGUGGGGAGGACAGGGGUCUUCAUCACUCUGAGUAUCGUUCUGGAGAGGAUGAGAUAUGAAGGAGUAGUGGACAUCUUCCAGACUGUCAAGAUGCUGCGAACACAGAGACCUGCUACAGUUCAAACUGAGGACCAGUACCAGUUCUGUUACCGGGCCGGUCUGGAGUAUCUGGGUAGCUUCGACCACUAUGCAACAUAAUCCCUCCCUCUGGCCGCGUCCCAAACAACACCCUAACUCCCUGUGUAGUGCACUACUUUAGACCACAGUGUAUUCUCACUUCUUUGGACCAGUGUGUACACUCAAAAGUAGUGCACUACUGGUUAGUGCACUACACAGGGAAUAGGGGCCAUUUGAGAUUAGGCCUCCAACACCUCCAGAGGGCAGGGCACCCAUGGCUCCACUCCUCCCCCAAAAUGAGCACCUAAACUGAGCCAUAUUUGCGUGUCUGACCUGGGGAUACCUCCAGACCCAACCCAAACACACUCACUACUCAGUCAGAAGUGCACUACGUUGCGCACUAUAUAGGGAAUAGGGCGCCAUUUUGGACGCAAACUGACACUACUUAACAAUGGAUUGAGGAUUCAAUGGAUUGAUAAUGGAACAAGUCUUUACAUGGUAAAGGAAGACAGUUAGAGAACUCACUUCAUUCACAAUGGAACAAGUCUUUACAUGGUAAAGGAAGACAGUUAGGGGAACAAGCAACACCCACUUAGAUAUGUACUAGACUGCAGUAGGAUGACAAACACAUCAUCAAAGCAACUUUGGAAAGUCCACUUUCUGUUUUCCGUCACAGAUUGAUUGAUUGGACAUUGUGGGGACGAUGCAGAGAGACUUUUGAGGAGUGGAAAAUUGCCAAUUUGAGGAGUGGAAACUGAAAGGAACAAACAGUAUUAAUGAAACGAGACACCUUGGAAUCAUGGAUCAUGAAAGACACCAGGAGGACUUUUCUUUGGGCCCGGAAUGUUGUUUCAGGUGAAUGAAGAAGGAGAGGAGGAGGAAGAGGAGGAGGAGGAAGAUAUUUCUACAGUAAUAAGUAAUAAUGAGCUCAAUUCAAUCAAAUCAGCAUUCCGGUAUUUACGCAGUAGUUGUUUAUUAUACCCAUGGUCAAAUGAUCAAAUGGCAUGACAGAAUGGUUAUGGGGGUGAUGGAAACACCUACCACUGCCGGGUAGACUCCACCACGGCCGGGUAGACUCCACCACGGCCGGGUAGACUCCACCACGGCCGGGUAGACUCCACCACGGCCGGGUAGACUCCACCACGGCCGGGUAGACUCCACCACGGCCGGGUAGACUCCACCACGGCCGGGUAGACUCCACCACGGCCGGGUAGACUCCUCCACGGCCGGGUAGACUCCUCCACGGCCGGGUAGACUCCACGGCCGGGUAGACUCCACGGCCGGGUAGACUCCACGGCCGGGUAGACUCCACGGCCGGGUAGACUCCACGGCCAGGUAGACUCCACGGCCAGGUAGACUCCACUGACAGGUAGACUCAAUGGCCAGGUAGACUCCAGGGCCAGGUAGACUCAAUGGCCAGGUAGACUCCACCGACAGGUAGACUCAAUGGCCAGGUAGACUCCACCGACAGGUAGACUCCAGGGCCAGGUAGACUCCACUGACAGGUAGACUCCACGGCCAGGUAGACUCCACGGCCAGGUAGACUCCACGGCCAGGUAGACUCCACGGCCAAGUAGACUCCACUGACAGGUAGACUCCACGGCCAGGUAGACUCCACAGCCAGGUAGACUCCACUAGCAGGUAGACUCCACUGCCAGGUAGACUCCACGGCCAGGUAGACUCCACUGACAGGUAGACUCCACUGCCAGGUAGACUCCACGGCCAGGUAGACUCCACUGCCAGGUAGACUCCACGGCCAGGUAGACUCCACGGCCAGGUAGACUCCACGGCCAGGUAGACUCCACGGCCAGGUAGACUCCACGGCCAGGUAGACUCCACUGACAGGUAGACUCCAGGGCCAGGUAGACUCCACUGACAGGUAGACUCCAGGGCCAGGUAGACUCCACGGCCAGGUAGACUCCAGGGCCAGGUAGACUCCACGGCCAGGUAGACUCCCCUGACAGGUAGACUCCACGGCCAGGUAGACUCCACUGACAGGUAGACUCCACGGCCAGGUAGACUCCACGGCCAGGUAGACUCCACGGCCAGGUAGACUCCCCUGACAGGUAGACUCCCCUGACAGGUAGACUCCCCGGCCAGGUAGACUCCACGGCCAGGUAGACUCCACGGCCAGGUAGACUCCACGGCCAGGUAGACUCCACUGACAGGUAGACUCCACUGACAGGUAGACUCCACAGACAGGUAGACUCCACGGCCAGGUAGACUCCCCUGACAGGUAGGCUCCACGGCCAGGUAGACUCCACGGCCAGGUAGACUCCACGGCCAGGUAGACUCCACGGCCAGGUAAACUCCACGGCCAGGUAGACUCCCCUGCCAGGUAGACUCCACGGCCAGGUAGACUCCCCUGCCAGGUAGACUCCCCUGCCAGGUAGACUCCACGGCCAGGUAGACUCCACGGCCAGGUAAACUCCACGGCCAGGUAGACUCCACGGCCAGGUAAACUCCACGGCCAGGUAGACUCCACGGCCAGGUAAACUCCACGGCCAGGUAGACUCCACUGACAGGUAGACUCCACGGCCAGGUAAACUCCACGGCCAGGUAGACUCCCCUGACAGGUAAACUCCACGGCCAGGUAGACUCCCCUGACAGGUAAACUCCACGGCCAGGUAGACUCCACGGCCAGGUAGACUCCCCUGACAGGUAGACUCCCCUGACAGGUAGACUCCACGGCCAGGUAAACUCCACGGCCAGGUAGACUCCACGGCCAGGUAGACUCCACGGCCAGGUAGACUCCACUGACAGGUAAAUGCUUCCAGCUCACAGAAGUGUGGCUACGUGAAGACACUGUGUAAACAUUUCUAAAUGCAUGUUUGAUUGAAUACCUGCCUGUGUGUCACUAUUGAAGAGGAAUUGGGAAAGUGGUUAAAAAUCCCCACAAAGUAUAAACAACAUCCAUCUCGUUUUGUAGUACUAUAUAGAUCUGUAACUAUCUUUUUGGUACUAUAUAGAUCUGUAACUAUCUUUUUGGUUUUUGUACAGACUUGUGACUUUGUCUCGUCCUACGAUGGCGACAAGGUUGCAACGAAUUUCUUUUGUAUUGUAGUUUUUUGUUAAAGCUGUGUUACUGUUAAAAACUGUGGUACUGUUUUAAUGUGUGCAAUCAAGCAAAGUCAAAUGGUUUACAGUUGACUUUACACCAUUAUCGAUGUGCCACUCACUCUUCUGUCAUGUUUGUGUUCCUGCAGUCUCUCUCUCUCUCUCUCUCUCUCUAUUUAACUCUAUCAAUCCUUACUGGGUUGCUGGACUCUUGUCUUCUCAUCAUCUCAUAAUCAGUGGGGCUAGGAGUAUUUCCUUUCCUGACCAUGUGACCUGACCAGGAGAAACUCUAAACUCCUAGCCCUAAUCCUCAGUACUUACUAAUCCUCAGUACCAAUACAUGGCAGCCAUUUUGACAUGGCGGCCAUUUUGAAUGAUCAGGUACCAGCUAAGUAUGAUUCUGCUGCUAUCAAAACACUCAACUUUUCCACCAGACAGUGAUGUAUACAGGUUAUACUAACCAGUGUAUACUACAGUGUACUACUGUAGAUACUAAACAGUGUAUACUACAGUGAAUUCCUGUGUAUACUAACCAGUGUAUACUAGUGUACUCCAGUGUAUACUAACCAGUGUAUACUACAGUGUACACUAACCAGUGUAUACUACAGUGUACACUAACCAGUGUAUACUACAUUCUAACGAGAAAGGCCCAGUUAUGACAGAAACACAGAUGUAUGCACAUAAAUUGCUAGAUAGAAGCAAAGUAUUUGUCCCAAUAAGCUUCACUAAGAGAUCUCUCAACGAGGAAGGAAAAGAGGAAUGGAUGGAGUGAAGGAGGGAGGGAUGGGGAAAGGAGGGAGCAGUGGGGAAAGG